UAAUGGGAAUGGCUGGUUUGACGGUUGCACUGAUGAUGAUAGGAGUGAUAAUCUCUCCUUGUGUCAAUGGAGAUGAGCUCUCCGAUCACAAGGAAAUCGAAGUAGAAAGACUUUUGAAACGGCUCAACAAGCCUGCUCUUAUAUCCAUUAAGAGCGACGAUGGAGAUAUAAUAGAUUGUGUUCCAAUACAAAAUCAACUAGCUUUUGAUCAUCCUCUGCUUAAAAACCACACCAUCCAGAUGAGACCGAGCUUUAUACCGGAAAGUACGUCUACGUACACCAAGGAUAUUACAAAUGUUACUCAGGUGUGGAACAAGAAUGGAAGAUGCCCAGAAAAUACAGUUUCGAUACGAAGAAUAAAGAAAGAAGAUAUCUUACGGUCAAAAUCCAUUCAGAAUUUUGGGAAAAAGAUGAUGACUCCAGCUCCAGGCAUCCUUUUAUAUGGUUCAAGUAGUGUUCAUGAAGAUCUUACGUCUGAUCCAAGUAAAGGCCAUGAGUAUGCGACCAUGAAUUCCAAAGGAAAGUAUUUUGGGACCGAAUGUGUAGUGAAUAUCUGGAAACCAUACGUUCAAGGUAGCAGAGAGUUCAGCUUGGCUCAGACUUGGCUCGUGUCUGGAGUUGGACUUUCUCGUAACACAAUUGAAGCUGGUUUUCAGGUUCAUCCAGCACAAUAUGGUGAUUUUAAUCUAAGAUUAUUCGUUUACUGGACGGCCGAUGGUUAUCAACAUACAGGGUGCCACAACACCGACUGUCCAGGUUUCGUUCAAAUUAGCAAGCGUGUAACUGUUGGUGGAACCUACAAAACUGUCUCACAAUACAACGGUGCUCAAUAUGCGUUCCGCAUUGUUAUAUGGAGGGACAGGGGGAACGGCAAAAAAUGGUGGCUGAAAGUAGGCGACGAGGUUGUUGGCUAUUGGCCUAGCUCGUUGUUCACAUCGCUAGGAGAUGGAGCUACGAGAGUUUCAUGGGGAGGUGAAAUAGUUAACGAUAUGAUCGGUGGGAAACACACGGCCACCGACAUGGGAAGUGGGCAUUUUGCAGAGGAAGAUAAUAAGAAAGCUAGCUAUUUCAGGAAUCUUAUGAUAGUUUCAGAUACCAAUGUCAUGAGAGAACCAAAAGAAGUACACCCCAUCGUUACCAAUGCUAACUGUUACAACAUCAAGGCAGGACGUAGUGGAACUUCCUGGGGAAUUUAUUUUUACCAUGGUGGCCCUGGCCGGAACGCCAAAUGCCCUUGA
Molecule: messenger RNA, 1238 nt
Organism: Raphanus sativus (radish)
Lineage: Eukaryota; Viridiplantae; Streptophyta; Magnoliopsida; Brassicales; Brassicaceae
Exons: 7
Coding region: 3-1238 (411 amino acids)
Source: RefSeq, a predicted model, not a curated record